AUGCUGGUCUCCUUGCUCUUCCCUCGAGUGUGCCGGCCCCUUCGACGCCUCGUCUGGGACUUGCCCCGGUGCCGGUGGGGACUGCGGGGGCAGAAGAGGGCUGGCUGUCCCCACAGGGGUCUGCGAACCGCGAGGACGACCUGCAGCAGCGACGUUACCCCGGUCUUUGCUAGAGCUUUGGCUUUUGGCGAUAAAGUCGCAAUCGUUGACCAAAAUGGUGAGCACACUUACAGGGACCUGCUCAGCCAGAGUCUCCGCUUGUCCCGGGAGAUCUGUAGAGCUCUGGAGUGCUCCAGCGGGGACUUGAAGGAAGAGAGGAUCUCGUUUUUGUGUCCCAACGAUGCCUCGUAUGUGGUGGCCCAGUGGGCUUCCUGGAUGAGCGGGGGCAUAGCGGUGCCCCUUUACAAGAAACACCCCGUGCAGGAGCUGGAGUACGUGAUUCAGGAUUCCCAGAGUGCUCUAGUCCUCGCAGCGGAGGAAUAUGUGGGGAAAAUAGCCCCUAGCGCUGAGAAGCUGGGAGUUCCGGUUCUGCCGCUUCUUAGGGCUCGGGGCGAUGGAUCAGUGAGUCCUGCAGAGGUGGAAGCGGGUCCCUUGACAACCUGCUCCUCGUGGAACGACAGAGGAGCCAUGAUCAUCUACACGAGCGGGACGACGGGAAGACCGAAAGGUGUCCUCAGCACCCACGAGAACGUGCAAGCCGUGACCACGGGCCUGGUUGAAAAAUGGGAGUGGAAGAAAGAGGAUGUUAUUCUGCACGUGCUGCCUUUACACCACGUCCACGGCGUGAUCAAUAAGCUCCUCUGUCCUCUCUGGGUGGGAGCGACGUGCGUCAUGUUACCCGAAUUCAGCGCGCAGGUGGUUUGGAAGAAGUUCCUAAGCUCCCAAGCUCCCCGCAUCAGUGUCUUCAUGGCAGUGCCCACGAUCUAUGCCAAGAUGAUCGAGUAUUACGACAAGCAUUUCUCUCAGCCUCAAGUCCAGGCUUUUGUGCGUGCCUUUUGCCAGCAGAACAUCAGGUUAAUGGUGUCAGGCUCAGCAGCCCUGCCUGUGCCUAUCCUGGAGAAGUGGAAGAGCAUCACUGGGCACACGUUGUUGGAGAGGUAUGGGAUGACUGAGAUUGGGAUGGCGCUUUCUAACCCUUUGCAUGGAGUCCGUGUCCCAGGUUCGGUGGGCACCCCGCUUCCGGGAGUGGAAGUGCGCAUCGCCACUGAGUCCGUGAAGAAUGGUCGUCGUUCCUACACUGUCCAUGCUCAGGGAGAUGAGAACAACACGCAGGUGACACCGGGCCUUGAGGGGCAAGAAGGAGAGCUGCUCGUGAAGGGACCCUCCGUCUUCCGCGAGUACUGGAACAGACCCAGGGAAACCGCCGAUGCCUUCACGCCCGAUGGCUGGUUCAAAACAG
Messenger RNA from Apaloderma vittatum (bar-tailed trogon), 1399 nucleotides. It is a transcript of the gene ACSF3, whose product is annotated as acyl-CoA synthetase family member 3. The record is from RefSeq and is a predicted model, not a curated record. The annotation marks the transcript as partial. The transcript is spliced from 6 exons. Gene Ontology annotation, molecular function: medium-chain fatty acid-CoA ligase activity. Gene Ontology annotation, biological process: fatty acid metabolic process. NCBI's taxonomy places the organism in Eukaryota, Metazoa, Chordata, Aves, Trogoniformes, Trogonidae.